AUGGCUACACAGCAAGGGUCAUCGAAAUCCACCCUGAAGACGUCUCUCCCUUCCGCAUAUGCCGCCGUGCAGGCCGAGCAGCCCGUCGACACAUCGCAACACCCGUCGCAGGAGGAGCAAGAAAAGUAUCUAUCAGGCCGACCCCGCGCGACUCCUCAGCACCUGGGAGUUGCUCUUCAACAUGCACAUCAGAUCCAGGCUCAAAAAGACGCCGAGAACAUGAUCCUAGACCGCAUUAUCGAGCUGCUUGCGCUCCCCUCGUCUCCGUCCGCCGACCCGGCGGCACCUUCGGCGGCCGAUGCGCAGGCCUUUAAAUCAGCCCUCCUCGACUUCCGACCAAGCGACUACGAUAGUUACAUCAUGGAACGCAACAACGAGGAUCUCUGCGGCUACGGCCUUUGCCGGCGCGAGCAUGGCAAUGCCAGGAGAGGGAAGGACCAGAUAUUCCAGUUCAAGUGGGGAGCCAAGGGGAGCGGACCGGGUGGCCGGGGACGCAGUAUGGAUAUUGUGCCUCACGAGAAGCUGGAGAAGUGGUGCUCCGACGAGUGUGCAGAGCGCGCGCUCUUUAUCCGCGUGCAACUCACCGAACAGCCGGUGUGGGAGAGGCGGGGUAAUGCCAGCCGGGGCAUGAACAUCGAAUUGCUGGAGGAAGCUCGUGCCAAAGGGCCAAAGCGAAGAACCGAAGGCUCGACUUCGGCGGCGGCUGUGACAGCCGAGAUGAAAAAUCUCAACCUCCAGGAUCCCGGGCGCUCGCAGGAACUCGCCAUGGAGCGCGGGGACAGUGGUCGGUCGCCUCGCGGAGCGCGGGUGGAUGUCCGGAUCAAGGAAAAGGAUCAAAGCAUGGCUGCUAGCGCUCCGGAGUGGCGACCAGAGGAUGCCACAGGAGGCUCGAUUGAGGGAUAUGUACCCCAAAACCGGCGAGACAAGGACGCAAUGGAUCUUGAUUCAGGCGAUUUGCUUGAUCAAAUCUAG
Messenger RNA from Penicillium canariense, 972 nucleotides. Its product is annotated as Rtr1/RPAP2 family protein phosphatase. Bases 1 to 972 code for a protein of 323 amino acids. NCBI's taxonomy places the organism in Eukaryota, Fungi, Ascomycota, Eurotiomycetes, Eurotiales, Aspergillaceae. Gene Ontology annotation, molecular function: RNA polymerase core enzyme binding; RNA polymerase II CTD heptapeptide repeat phosphatase activity. The record is from RefSeq and is a predicted model, not a curated record. Gene Ontology annotation, cellular component: nucleus; cytoplasm. The transcript has a single exon.